This is a messenger RNA of Parastagonospora nodorum SN15, 810 nucleotides long. RefSeq lists its product as hypothetical. Lineage: Eukaryota; Fungi; Ascomycota; Dothideomycetes; Pleosporales; Phaeosphaeriaceae. The transcript is spliced from 2 exons. The record is from RefSeq and is a predicted model, not a curated record. Bases 1 to 810 code for a protein of 269 amino acids. Gene Ontology annotation, molecular function: protein binding.
AUGGCCUCGUGGCAGAUCGUCGCAGGACCUCCAGUCGUUGCUGGGAGAGGCGUGAUCGCAACACGGGACAUCCAGAAGGGGGAACUCAUACAUGAAGAGCAACCGUUGGUCAACGUUUCGACCGGAUAUGGCCCCCUUCAGUGGCCGCGGCCAGGCAAUAGUACCAUUUUCUACAACAACGAAAGAGCCGGUACGACUACAAUUCUCUCCCGUGCUGUUACGUCCCUCAGUCCGGCGAACCAAGGACUUUUCAAUGUAUUGUUCCGUCCAGCAGGUGCAACAACGGCAUUGAGGCAACUGGUUGCCCGUUUCGAGCACAAUGCCUUCCAAUAUCGGUACUGGAGCAGAAUGCAUCUUGUCGUCUAUCCAACAAUUUCCUACGUCAACCACUCAUGCGUUCCCAACGCGGAUCUGGAAAUAUGUGAGGCUGCCCAUGGCCAGUCCCGACUGAUCGCAACAAGAACGAUACCGAAUGGAAGCGAAAUCUUCAUCAACUACACUGCGGAUCUCUGGCUCUCUAAUCACCUUAUUCGACGCCCAGAGCUGCACACCCAUUGGGGUUUCUGGUGUGGUUGUGACGGAUGCAUUCCUGCAGCGGCUCAAGUCGACAUACAAGAAAGGGCCUCAGCAACCUCCUAUAGAGCCAACCUUAUAACACCUGCGGCUGCACUCAAUGUCAUGCAACUUACCACUCGCGUCGACAGACUCAGGGCUUACAUCGCCUUGAUGAACAGCCUCGGGCGCUGGACUUCAGACAUGUCACACGCCUGCCCUAGCACCUUACCCACUGGCGUAGGAAGGCGAAGGUAA